Molecule: messenger RNA, 1898 nt
Organism: Cydia strobilella
Lineage: Eukaryota; Metazoa; Arthropoda; Insecta; Lepidoptera; Tortricidae
Product: zinc finger protein 239-like
Exons: 2
Coding region: 148-1161 (337 amino acids)
Biological process (GO): regulation of DNA-templated transcription
Molecular function (GO): DNA-binding transcription factor activity, RNA polymerase II-specific; RNA polymerase II cis-regulatory region sequence-specific DNA binding
Source: RefSeq, a predicted model, not a curated record
AAUGAACAAAAUGAAAUCGUGAAGUCGAUUUAUUUUCAUUAAAUUGAAUUAAGACUAAAUAAAAAUUGUUAUUGAACUACAAACUGCGUGGACAAUUACAACAAAUAAUAAGGGCCACUAUUUGAAAACAAAUCGAAAUAUUGCAUUAUGUCGGACUCGGUCCAAAUAAAAGAAGAACCUCAUUCGGACGAUGACAACACAGCCGAGUCAGCAGAUUUUGGCGAGAAAGUAAUUAAAUGCGAGCCGCUAGAGAUUGAGAUUACCCCUGAUGUGCCGGACGAUGUAGACGAUCCACUGGGCACAGAUCCUGACACAUGCCACCAAGGAUCAACAUCCGCAACCGCAACCAACGAAGAACAGGAAAGAAGCUGGAACAUAGAAAUAUCCUCAGCGAAACUAUAUUCUUGCACCAUUUGCAAAAAAACCUUCGAUAUUCUAGAUCAUUUAAUAGCACACAGGCGAGCUGAACAUGUGACAGAUGUGAAAGAAAAAUCAGUCUCCUGUGACUGGUGUGAUAAGAAGUUCAGAAGAAAUUGUGAAUUAAACAAACACAUACGUGUUCACACUAGAGAGAGACGCUUUGGCUGCGACUUGUGCGAAAAAAGAUUUAUUCGUAAAGAAGAAUUACAACUUCAUAGACAACUACAUUCUGGAGAGAAGCCUUUUUCAUGCGACGAAUGUGAUAAACAAUUUGCUGUCAAACAAUAUCUAACAAGGCAUAAACUAACGCAUAAACAAGAAAAUUAUCCUUGCGAUGAAUGUGGAAAAGUUUUUACUGUUAAAAAAUACUUAAACGUCCAUAAGCGUACACAUAGUGGUGAGAAACCGUUCGCGUGCGAUAUAUGUGAUAAACAGUUUACAUUGAAAGUUAAUUUAAAUAAUCAUAGAAAUAUACACACUGGCGACCGGCCGUUCUUUUGUGAAGUAUGUCAGAAACAAUUUACGCAGUUAAGUUGCUUGAUCACACAUAGAAAGAUACACACCGGGGAAAAGCCAUAUGCUUGUGAUAUAUGCGGGAAGCAGUUUGCUUUGAAGUGGCUGCUGGGUAGACAUAAAGAUGUACACGCGCAGAUUACGUAUCCUUGUGAUGUUUGUCAGAAAACUUUUACGCAAAAGCGCAGUUUGGCCGUUCAUCAAAAAUUGCGUUGUGAUAAAUCUUGAUCGACAUCCAGAGAUUGGCGUAUGGUUUAGUUUUUUUUACCACCGGCCAGUGCGCGCGGUGGCCGCACUAUACAGGUUUUCCAUGUUACAACUUAGGAAAGUUCAGGUGUUCUUUUAUAAGUUCGAAAACAAGGUAAUUUUAUAAAACAAGUUGGUCAGUAGGAAAAGGCGCGAAAUUCAAAUUUUCUAUCGGACGAUAACUCUUCGCGCCUACAUUUUUUUAUUUGCCGCUCUUUUCUACUGACGAAAAUGGCUUGACAGAGUAUAUCUCAUAAACGUAUGGAUUGCUACUAGUUUAGUAGAAUAUAUUAGCGGUUUUCAAACUUAUCCCGUUGUCGAACUUACCCCAAUGCACCUUACCUCUAAAUGUCUUUUAACUUAGAACGAAACCUGGCAACUGAAGGCUUACUUAACUCUGAGACCCAGGCAUAGACAAUCGCAGGACUCGAGGGGUUAAUGAUGCAACAGUUAAUAGAUACAGUUGGUCAAACCAAUUUGUCAGUAAAUAAGAAAAAAACAAACUAUAUUCAUCCUUUUCUUUAGGGUGCUAGUACUAGUGUAAGACAAAGAUAGUAUGAUUCUCUCUGUCUAUGUUUGAAAUGAGACAGUCCUUUGACAAACUAUAAUAGCCAGAAUUAAAAUAACAGUUUAAUGUGCCUUCCAUGCAUGAAAGCAUAGAGUAACUUAAACUAGAGCGGUACUGUCAUAGUAAAUUUUGUAACCCCAGUAAAUUCACU